AUGGCUGCAACCUUGGCCCUUCCGAUUGCAAAGAGGCUAAGAGGACGACUUCUGGCCACAAAGGUAAAGGAGAAGCAGAAGGACCACACCUGUGGACAAGAAUUCCUGUCAGGAAAUGAUCCUCAUACCGGGGAGAUCUUUCGCAGGCGCUUCAGGCAAUUCUGCCACCAGGAGACACCAGGACCCCACGAAGCCCUUCGAAGACUGCAGGAGCUCUGCCAUCAGUGGCUGAGGCCAGGGAGCCACAGCAAGGAGCAGAUCCUGUUGCUGCUGGUGCUGGAGCAGUUCCUGAGCAUGCUGCCUGAGGAGCUGCAGGCCUGGGUGAGGGAGCACCACCCGAGUGGGGAGGAGGCGGUGGCUGUGCUGGAGGAUUUGGAGAGAGCUGGAGGAGCCAAGGGAGAACAAGUUCCAAAACAAGCCCACAUACAGGAAGACCUUACAAAGAAGACAGCUAUAGGUGUGAUUCAGGAGGCAGCAGGUGGCCAGUCCCCAACCUUGGAAGAGCAGCUUCAGGGUCACUUGCAAGGUAUGUGCCCAGUUCAGGAUACUGAUGGUGAAGCUGGAACUCAGAAUGCAGAAUUUGCCCCAAAUGAGAUCUGGGAAGAAGUGAAAUCCCUUGUUGUUGAAAUAACCACAAAACAAAAUGGUGAUAUGAUUUGGGUUCCUGAACGUAGAGAUGCCUGUGACCCUGAAGGAAGACGUGAAAGGCAGCAGUUAAGCUCUUCUAUGGAGAGACCAUAUUAUUGUGUUGAGUGUGGCAAAAGCUUCACCCAGAAUUCCAUCCUUAUCGAGCACCAGAGACACACGGGUGAGAGGCCCUAUGAGUGCGAGGAGUGUGGGCAGGCCUUCAGCCAGUGCUCGGGCCUGUUCCAGCACCAGAGACUGCACACCUGGGAGAAGCGCUACCAGUGCAGCAUCUGUGGCAAAGCCUUCAGCCAGAACGCAGGGCUUCACCACCUCAGGAUCCACAGCGGGGAGAAACCCUUCCAGUGCGAACAGUGCAGGAAGCGCUUUAGCCGGCGGCCUGUGCUGGUGAAGCAUCAGCGAAUUCACACUGGUGAGAGACCCUAUGAGUGCGAAGCAUGUGGCAAGAACUUCAUUUACCACUGCAACCUUAUCCAGCAUCGCAGAGUCCACCCGUGGCUGAGCUCAGCUAGCUGCUUGGAUAAGGUAGGGCAAAAUUUCUCAGCAUCAGACCACUAG
This is a messenger RNA of Ochotona princeps (American pika), 1203 nucleotides long. Its product is annotated as zinc finger and SCAN domain-containing protein 23. Lineage: Eukaryota; Metazoa; Chordata; Mammalia; Lagomorpha; Ochotonidae. Gene Ontology annotation, biological process: regulation of transcription by RNA polymerase II. The record is from RefSeq and is a predicted model, not a curated record. Gene Ontology annotation, molecular function: DNA-binding transcription factor activity, RNA polymerase II-specific; RNA polymerase II cis-regulatory region sequence-specific DNA binding.